Molecule: messenger RNA, 5462 nt
Organism: Brassica rapa (field mustard)
Lineage: Eukaryota; Viridiplantae; Streptophyta; Magnoliopsida; Brassicales; Brassicaceae
Product: piriformospora indica-insensitive protein 2
Molecular function (GO): protein binding
Source: RefSeq, a predicted model, not a curated record
UGAUAUCCGGAACAUGUUUGAACGAACUAGCCAUCUAGCAUACUCUCGUCUAGAACACAACUCAUCUGCCAUUCAAUUAUCUGAACAACGUAACUGCAAGUUACAUGUUCAUGAUCAGAGUUGGACAGCUAAGGCUCAACUCAUAUAGCAUAUGAUCUGAGGCUCAUGCUUAAAAGCUAAGUUAUCGUAUGAGAGAGUAAGUUCUAUCUAAAGAACCACUUUAUGAGGAAAGAUACAAACUUUGUUUACUUUUCCAGUGAGGAAGAAGAGACCCAUGACUAGGCAAGACGACUUGAACGAGUGAUGGGAGGUUGAAACGAUGUCGUACGAGUAAAUGAGCCAACUUUGGGAAGGUGAAGGGUGGAUUUGGUGACUUUGUAAUCGAGAAUGAGCACAUUUCUCGUCCUCAGUAACGUCAAUUAGUGGAUGCUUCCGCAACGAGAGAAGAUGGAUGGGGAAGAGAUGCUUGCUGCUGUGAUAGUGGGUGAUACCUCUGAUUUGUACGGAAGGUUUUGGUUUUGAGUUUAUUUUCCGGUAUAGUUGAAUCAUCUAUCAUUUAAACAAACAUGUAGAUUAGCGGUUUACCUGGGGUGAGCAUUUCGGUUUAAAUUCAGAUUUAGUUUGGGUUGGUAUCGGUUCGGUUUGAUUUAUUAGGAUUUAAGAAAAUUUUAGUCCAAAUCAGUUUGGUAUGGUUUUUAUUCGUUUUUAUUCAGAUUUAGUUCAAUUUGGUUUGUAUUUGGUUUGGUUAUAGAUCGUUUGCGUUCAGUUCACGGUAGUUUUUUUUUUUAGUUUGUUCAGUUAAAUUGAGUUGAUAUUUAGUUUUGUUCAAGAUCGGGUACAAAAAUAUAAUUUUAAAUUUUUUAAAACAAAUCAUCACACUAAAUUAUUUGUAUUCAUGUUUAAACGUAAAUCUAAACAUCUGAUAAAAAUAUAGAACAUAAUCUAAUAAUUUUAUAUUAUUAUCUUCAAACAUAACAUAAAUAUAAUAGAUAGUUUUUAGGUUUUGAAGUUAGAGCAUAACAUUCAUAUUUAUUUUAUUUUGGUUGUCUUUUUCUAUUCAUUUAUAAGAAAAAGUACAAAUUUAUGUUUAGUUGUUUAGAUUAAAUAUCUUAAAUUUUAAUAUUAUUAGUAUUUUUUUUGUUACCGUAUAUUUAAUUAAUCUAAUUAAAAAAAUACUUUGGUUUUUUCGGUUCAGUUUGGUUUAAACCGAAGCAACAUAACCAUUUGACUUAAUAAAACCUUUAACGGAAAAAUCGCAUAAAAAACCUUGAAAGUGUCUUCUAGUGGUACUUUAAACCUUCAAACUGACAUUUGUAUCACAAAAAAAAUUCAAUCUGGCUUACUUGUUCAUCAGGUAAAAAUCUAACAUGUUGUACAUGUAAAUAUGAUGAUGUCUUGGGUUUUUUUCAAAAAAUUAAUUAUUUAAUUAAUAAAUAAAAUAAAAAUCAAAAAAUUAAAUAAAAAUCAGAUAACUAAAUAAAAAUUUGGAAAAUAGAACAAAAUUCAGAAAAUUAAUAAAAUUUCAAAAAUAUAUUAGAUAAUAUUAAAAUACAUAAAUGAAAUAAAAUUUAAAAAAAAUAAAAUUAAAUUAAAAUACAGAAAAUUAAACAAAAAUUAAAGGAAAAAUCACAAAAUUAAAAAAAAAAAUCAAAAUAGUUUUUUUAAUUACAAUAUUAUUUUUUAUAAGAAAACAAAUAUAUCAUCCUUGACAAUAAUAAUUUCAAACAUAUCACUGAUGACGAUGGUGGUUUCUCACACAACUAUUAACAAUGACACUUUUGACAUAUCUCUAAGAUACUUUUUGACACCAUCGUUAAUAUGACGGUUCGACAACCAUCAUUUAAAACGGUAUCUACCGUUUUCAAAAAACUUGACAUAUCUACCGUUCUAAAUGCUAUAAAUGCUGGUUGUCGAAAACACUGUUAUUGACAUAUCUACCUUCAUUUUUAGCGAUGAUGUCGGAAAUUAUUGUUAGAAAUAUGUCAAAAACGUCAUUGUUAAUGGUUAUGUGAAACCACCAGUGAUAUGUUGAAAUUGUUAUUUUCAACGAUGAUAUGUUUUCUUUUAAAAAAUAAUCUUGUAUAUUAAAAAAACAUAUUUUGAAUUUUGUGAUUUUUUUCUUUUACUUUUGUUUAAUUUUCUGAAUUUUUAUUUAAUUUAUGUAUUUUAAUUUAAUCUAGUUUAUUUUUGCAAUUUUAUUUAAUUUUCUGAUUUUUUGUUUUAUUUUCUGAUUUUUUUUUGAAUUUUAUUUAGCUUUCGCAUUUUUACUUAAGCUUUUGGUUUUCUUAUUUAAUUUUAUUAAUUAAUUUUUUUUUGAAAAAAACCGACACAUCAUCACAUUUACCUAUACAAAUUUUUAUUUGAUGAAAAAGUAAACAAGGUUGAAUGGUUGUUGUGAUACAAAUAUCACUUUGAAAAUUUAAAGUGGUAAUCGAAAAACUUCAAAGUUUAAAGUGUUAAUAAAUGCCAUUUUGAAAAAACAUUAUGCGAUUUUUCCAAUCUUUAACCAAAUGGUCUAUACAUAUAUUUUUGUUUGAUUUGGGUUAGUUUGGGUUUAGUUUGAUUCGUUAUGGGUUUUUUUUGCCCACUCCUAAAUUUAUCAUGCUAUUUGCAUUUGGUUCAUUUGUUACCCAUCUUGAAUCUCACACUACUCAAUACAAAAAGGAUUUUGGUGUUCCGUUUUACUAUCUGUGUAGUUAAUUUAUCAACUAAUCUCUUACAUUUUGAACGCCUUAAUGUGUAUCAUCUGGAAGAUAUUCGAAUGAAAUGUUAAUGGGACGCUUGUGGCCUGGUGGUCAAGGACUCACAUAUGUGGGUUUUGCCACCUAAGUUCGAGUUAUGAUCAUUGUUGAUUAAAAUGAAGUGAAAAAGACGGUCUUCCUAAAUGCUUUCAGCGGGCUCCUCGGUUCAGUUCUGGUGGAUGGUCAUUAGGCGCUAAUCGAGUUUUUUUUAAAGACAUCUGGAUACCAAAAUCAUUAAAAAAAGAUAUUCGAAUGAAUUUUGUAAAACUCUAUUUUAGAUUGUGGAUACAUUUGAAUUUGAUCCAAUUCAGAACAAAUACCAGAAAAGAUCAACAAGUUAAAAACGAAUUCAAUAAAAAAAAUUAGUACUAUCAAAUAUUUGAAACCUUAAUAAAAUUACUCAAAUAUUUAAUUUAUAUUUAUUCUGAAUAUGAUAUAUAAGAGUAAUUAAACUCACAAUAUUACUAGUCAAAUUUGAAAUGAGUUUGAAUCCAAAAUAAAUCUUAUACAAAAUUAUAAAAUAUCCCUGAAACAAAACCUAUUGUAACCAAAUCAAGCUUUGCAAUAUAUAAGAGGCUGAAUCCAAAAAACUCAAAAAAAAAAAAAAGAUAUGAAUAAGAAUCUGCACGCCUAGACUAGACCUAUAAAAAAGGAUAAUCUUUGUCAAUAAUAAAGACAUUAAAUUCAAUGGCUACCUUGGUCUAUGUGCUUGCUGGAGUAUUAUUUUCCACAUUAGCCUUCUUCUUUUUUCAUAGUGAUAUAUCAAAAGAAAAGGUUAAUACGUGUAUAAUAACAUGCAUGGGUUAUGGGAACAAAUGCCACAUUUACUUUCCUGUGUGACAGAGACAACAACAUAUAACCAAAUGUCUUUCUCGUUACAGACCCUCGAUUUCUUUUUAUUUAUUUCUUUCUUGUAACGCUUGGAGGCUGGAGCUAUAAUGAGAAACCCAUUGACUCCCAACGACCUCUCGCUCUCUCGUCAAUAAAUAAUCAUCCCAUAAGACAAAGAACCCCAGAGAUAAACCACCAAACUUAUUACAUAGCUAAUCACAUAGCUCUUUGGUUUACCUCAUUCCUCUGUUUUUCCACAAUGUCUUGGAUUCACUCUGUUCUCUUCCUAUUUCUUGUUUUCCGGUGGUGCAUCGCCGGAGAAUCAUCAUCGCCGGAGGUAACUGAUGACGGAGCUCCGAUGGAGAUAUCAGAAAGAGAAGCUCUUUACUCAACGAUUCAAGGGUUUCUUGGUGAUUCUUGGAAUGGCUCUGAUCUUUAUCCUGACCCUUGUGGUUGGACUCCUAUUCAGGGUGUUUCUUGUGAUCUCUAUGAUGACUUGUGGUAUGUCACGGAGCUAACCCUAGGUCUUGUUCAUGAAAACUCGCUUGCUUGCGCCGCAAGUUUGGAGAUAAAGCCGCAGCUAUUCAAGCUCAAGCACUUGAAAUCUCUCUCGUUCGUCAAAUGUUUCACGUCUUCUUUAACUAUAUCCAAAGAAGAUUGGAUAAGCUUGGGAAGCAACUUAGAAUCUCUCGAGUUUAGAUCCAACCCCGGUUUGAUUGGUGAACUUCCCGAAACAUUUGGAAGUCUCACAAACCUAAAGUCUUUGGUGGUUCUUGAAAAUGGGUUCAACGGGAAGUUACCGACGUCUCUCUGCAAUCUAUCGAGCUUAAAACGGUUUGUUCUUGCGGGAAACUUGUUCACCGGAACGAUUCCAGAUUGUUUCAAUGGGUUUAAAGAUCUACUGAUCUUGGAUUUGAGUAGAAACUCUUUCUCAGGGACAUUGCCUUCAACUAUCGGAGAGAUGGUUUCGUUGCUUAAGCUUGACCUAAGCAAUAACCAACUAGAAGGGAAGUUACCGCAAGGAAUAAGUUUUUUGAAGAAUUUGACACUGUUGGAUGUGAGGAACAACAGAAUCUCUGGUGGGUUUUCUCAAAACGUUGAAAAGAUUCGUUCCUUAACAGAUCUGGUUUUAUCAGGAAACCCAAUGGAUAUUGAUGACAUGAUGGGGAUAAAGUGGGAGAAUAUGGGCAGCUUGGUAGUUUUGGAUCUUUCUAAGAUGGGUUUAAGAGGUGACAUCCCUUAUGGUUUAACCAAGUUGAAAAGAUUGAGGUUUCUUGGUCUGAACGACAACGAGUUAACCGGUACAGUCCCAUCAAAAGAGUUGGAGACUUUGCCUUGUCUUGGUGCUCUGUACAUCCACGGAAACAAUCUAACGGGAGAGCUUAGAUUCUCAACAAAGUUUUACGAGAAGAUGGGGACAAGAUUUAAGGCUUCAAAAAAUCCGAAUCUUUGUCAGUACGAUAUCGUGUCAGAAUCUCGUAGCUACGUGCCUCCACUUGGUCUUAAGCCUUGCAGCAAGAUGAAGAAAACAGAGGGUGGUUUGGUAAUUCUACAAACGUUGAGAAACCUUAAGAAAGAGGAGUCAAGUUCAUCAAUGUCUUUGAUGGUUACAAGACGUGUGUUGUCAAAUGGGUUGACGUGGGAUUUGCUUUUGGAGCUUUCUCUUAUUGUAUUAUUGAUAUAAAUAUGUUUUUGUUUGUUUGAUGCUUUUGUAGUAUCGAUGUGUUGGUUGAUAGAUUUUGAUGUCAUCAGUUAAUUAAGAAAAUCAAAUCCUUUUGGAUGUAACAAGAAGUCUGGUUUCUUCUCUGUGUCUUGAUAUAAAACACGCUGUGUAAUGUGUAUGUGUUGUAAUGUACUUAUUAAUGUAUGUAUGGUAAUUAUUUUUUUUUA